UUUUUGGCCGCAGUUGACCCGCUGGAUAUGGCCGACAGCGCUCGUCGACACGCAUGAUGGAGCACAUCUCAGAAUCUGACCUCUAUCGCCGAUCAUAGAACGAUAAGGCUUUGCGGUCUGUCAACCAGAUGGCUCCCAUAAGCUAUCGCAAGCAUCUGGGUCGCGACAAGUUCGGGGCGCAGUUCAGCCUUCUGAAAACCCAACAGUACACCGACCCGGCUACUCGAACGCUCACGCCGACAAUUCACCGAACAAUCUCAUGGAACGCCUCGGGUGGGCUGAUCGCGACGGGCGCCAACGACAAGACAGUGCGGGUAUGGAACCCUGAACGGACGAGUCCACGAAGUCAGACCGAGCUUAGAGGACACGGUCAUGCGGUAGAAAAAGUCCUGUUUAAUCCUGCUCGCGAGUUCGAACUGGCCAGCUGCUCCUCUGAUGGAACAGUGCGGUUCUGGGACACUCGGAGUAAAACCUGCGUCACCAAACUUGAUGUCGGCGGGGAGCCUUUCACGCUGAGUUGGAGCACUGAUGGGAGCACUCUGCUUGCCGGAACAAAGGGCGACGUACUCAUUCCAAUUUCGACCGCUAUCCCUUCAUCUCCGGUCGUUCUUUCGAGACACAAACAGCCACAACAGACCAAUCAAACGACCUUUUCAAACGCUCACCCUCCGACCGACCUAUUGAUCACCCAAGGCGAUGGAUCCGUCAAGAUUCUGGAUUAUCCAUCUUUCCAGCCUCUACACACCAUUUCCGCCCACACGUCCUCCUGCACUGCUAUCGCUUACUGCCCGAACGGUAAAUACGUGGCCGUCGGCGGCUCCGACGCCAUGAUCUCACUUUGGGACACAACUGAUUGGGUUUGUCGGCGUACUGUGUCGAACCCCAGUUCUGGAGCAAUCCGAGGACUGAGUUGGUCUUGGGAUGGACGCUACCUUGUCGGCGCCAGUGAGGAGAUGGGUUCAGGCAGCGGCGGCGAGAGCACGAGCGCGGGACUCGAGAUAUACCAUGCCGAGACGGGUGACGUGGUCCAUACCAUUCCCACGGGGACUAGUGGUAUCCCGGCCGUUGAAUGGCACCCUAACCGUUACUGGUUGGCAUACACCCAGAUCGAAGAGACACGUCAGGGGAAGUCAAGCCUAAAGAUCGUGGGUGCAGCUGGAGGCCCGUCGAUAUGAAGCAGGCGAGAUGACAGCGUGUUUGAGGGUGUGAUUAGCAUCAUGCUGCAAUGGCACAUAGCACCUGUACUUCACCCACAGGAGGCGUGGAACUGUACUGGGUGCGAGAUGAGAAAACGCUCUAGUCGGCAGUAAAUCUGCAAGAAUCUAGCAACUAGUACACUGGGGAUUUCGCUCCUAAAGUUGACAUGUAGUGACAUACAUGUAAUCUCUUACAAUGAAUGAAUCUACAAGCA
This is a messenger RNA of Exophiala dermatitidis NIH/UT8656, 1411 nucleotides long. Its product is annotated as pre-mRNA-processing factor 4. Bases 129 to 1175 code for a protein of 348 amino acids. The record is from RefSeq and is a predicted model, not a curated record. Gene Ontology annotation, biological process: mRNA export from nucleus. NCBI's taxonomy places the organism in Eukaryota, Fungi, Ascomycota, Eurotiomycetes, Chaetothyriales, Herpotrichiellaceae. Gene Ontology annotation, cellular component: THO complex part of transcription export complex. The transcript is spliced from 3 exons. Gene Ontology annotation, molecular function: protein binding.